AUGAUGGGUUAUCCAACAUAUUCAGAGGAAUAUCGUAACAUUGUUACUAUUGAAAAGAAAGAUUCUAGUAACUUUAAGAAAACAAAGGGUACGGUAUUGAACCCAUCCGCAAACGAUUUCGUACCUGGAGAGCGAACAGAAUCAACCUAUAGGAUUGACAGAGUCUCUUACGAGACUUUUCCCAUUGUAGACAACAUUUCCAGAACACGAAAAUGCAGCAGAUGUGGUAAAUUAUUCAUCAUUACAUCGAGAAAAUAUAUUUCCACAGAUUGCUGCUUUUACCACUGGGGUAAAUUGCAGCGAGUGGUGUAUAACGGAAAAGAGGAAAGGCGGUAUAGCUGCUGCAGUCAGUCGGCAAUAGCUGAAGGAUGCAGUACAAGCGAAGUUCACGUUUGGAGCGGAUUAAUCAAUGGUAUUAACAAAUUCCAUGGACAGUUUGUUUCCGCUCCCACACCAUACUUAUUUUUAAAUCGAGAGAAGUAUUUCAAAGUGUACGCUAUCGACUGUGAAAUGUGCUUUACGGUCCACGGGCUGGAAAUCGCUAAAGUGACCGUUGUAGGGUUGGGUGGUGAUCUCAUUUACAGUAGUUUUGUACGUCCCGAAAGUGAAAUAAUUGAUUUCAAUACUCGAUUUUCUGGUAUUACAAAGGAUGACAUCCAUCUCGGUACAAAAUCGUUGAGGGAAGUACAAAACGACUUGAUGCGAUUCAUCACUAGCGAAACAAUCCUUAUCGGGCACGGCUUGGAAAAUGACCUACGCGCCUUGAGACUAGUUCAUUAUUUAGUGGUAGAUACUGCAAAAACCUUUCCUCACUGCCAAGGUUUUCCUUACAGGAGGUCCUUGAAGCAUUUGUGUGAGACAAUCUUGAAGAAGAACAUCCAAGGAAAUGCUGGGGGCCAUGAUAGUUUUGAGGACGCCAAUGCUUGCUUGGAACUCAUGAUGUGGAGAGUGAGAAGAGAUUAUUUUGGUCAAUGA
This is a messenger RNA of Diorhabda carinulata, 975 nucleotides long. Its product is annotated as exonuclease GOR-like. The transcript has a single exon. Gene Ontology annotation, molecular function: nucleic acid binding; exonuclease activity. NCBI's taxonomy places the organism in Eukaryota, Metazoa, Arthropoda, Insecta, Coleoptera, Chrysomelidae. The record is from RefSeq and is a predicted model, not a curated record. Gene Ontology annotation, cellular component: nucleus. Bases 1 to 975 code for a protein of 324 amino acids.